Hermetia illucens (black soldier fly) is the source of this 6324-nucleotide messenger RNA. It is a transcript of the gene Pvr, whose product is annotated as platelet-derived growth factor receptor alpha. Gene Ontology annotation, cellular component: signaling receptor complex. The coding region runs from base 1150 to 5946 and encodes 1598 amino acids. Gene Ontology annotation, biological process: protein phosphorylation; cell surface receptor protein tyrosine kinase signaling pathway; positive regulation of kinase activity. Lineage: Eukaryota; Metazoa; Arthropoda; Insecta; Diptera; Stratiomyidae. The record is from RefSeq and is a predicted model, not a curated record. Gene Ontology annotation, molecular function: ATP binding; transmembrane receptor protein tyrosine kinase activity. The transcript is spliced from 25 exons.
GCGGGGUUGUACGUGCGAAGUUUAUUGCGUAGUUGCCGGUGUUUGGUUCUGUGUAUUUCCGUUGGUAGAUUCUCGGUGCAGCCGAUUGUUGUGUGCAUUCACUUGUCCCGAAAGUGCUCGAGUGCUCUAGAAUUCACGUUGAAACUGCAGUGCUUCGGUUGACCCGUUGCCCUUUAACCAUUCCUUCCACAGGUGCUAGUACGCUCCGAAGUGUUGGUGAUGUGUCCGCUUCCCUCCGGUGCUAGUGAGUCGGCGUGAAUGCAAAGUAGAUUUGCAAAGUGACGAAGCAGCAAUUGUCGCGCAGAUAAUUGCGAAUAAGUGCAGGCGAAGAGAGUAGCGCCGUCGCGACGUGGAAUCGGGGCCAGGGCACCCACCUUUGCCCCGCUACCUGGCCCUCGCCGGUCGCGGAUGAUUCACCGCGUAAAAACGCGCCAAGCUCGUGACCGCAGAUUUUCUAGAUGAGAUGUGAUAGUGGAAAACGUUUGUGACCAACACGCUCAACUAAACUUGACUGUGAUUUCCUUGGAAACUCUGGGAUUGCGUCGGAAUCAGCAAAAAUCUGGAGUUUGAACUCAGCAGCUGGGGAUAAACGGAAACGAAUCUUGCUGAAGAUAUAAAAUUAAUCUGAAGGGGGCACCAGUGAGGUUUGGGGGUUUGACGUUCGUUAGGUGAUGUAGAACGUUUAAAGAUGUCGAGUUGUUUAUUGAUAACAAAUUCAUUUGUGGGAAAUAAAUACACGACAAAGUCAUAACUCCAAGUACUCUACUCAAUAAUAGAAUUCUAUAAAUUCAGCGUGAGGCAAUUGAGUUUUGUCGAUGAUGUAACAAUUUGAAUGUGCAUAACCGGAACGCGCGUCAAUGUGCAGACCGCACUACUUUGCCAGUAAACGCGAAAUAAACAGUCCUUGAAAACUGCGCGCGUCUUGUGUUAAUAAUUUAUCAAUGUUUUGAUUCGUAUUUCGAUCACAUCCAAGCUUUCUCGUCAUGGUCCUAUUGUAUGCUGAUGUGAUACUUGAAAAAUGAUAAAGUGAAACCCAAAUUCAAGUGAUAAACAUGAUAAACGGUAUCUUAUUCUGUAGUGCGAGUUUGAAAAAAGACCUGAAUAAUUAGUGCGAAUAAUUUGGCUCUGUGAACACCUCUUUGAGUAAAAAUGGAGUCCCUUAAAACGCUUUCACUGAAACCAUGUGCAGUGAUGAAUUAUUUAGCUUUUCUUAUAGUGUGUCUCGUUAUUGUGGAGAGCAUUAUAGCAUUACCAACACCCGAUCCUAUUCUGGAUAACUUUGAAUUGGGCAGCGAAAAGUUCGGGGCUCCAUUAAUCAUACCCUCCGAACCUGACGUGACAUUAGAGGCAGCCACCGAUUUCACUUUGACAUGUCGCUCAAAAAAACCUGUAACAUGGCGAUUUCCGGAGAUCAUGGUGGAAUACGAAAUAACGGCAUUUGAAAAGUCUGGAUCUAGUUUGCCCCAUGGAAGCUCCUUGUUUCUGCGCGAUGUCCAAGUGGAGAAUGUGGGAAAAUACUACUGCCUUGAAACGGAAUUCAAUUCCACAAAUGAUGCACAAUUGGACAUUUUACUAACGUUGUAUAAAGCAGAAACCAUUUAUUUGUUUGUUAAUGAUCCUAAUCGACUUCUCGUUCCAACGCAUUUGGUAGUCAUGGCUGCGCAGUACGCCGAUGCAAUAAUACCAUGUAAACCAUCUUCCAAAAAUGUUGAAGUGGAAUUACUGCGGGAGGAUGAGUCAGCUCUCGAUAUGCCGAACCGUUACGACCCGAAAGUAGGAUACAUAGCCAAAUUGAUACAUAUAACCCACGCAGGCAUAUUCAUUUGCCGUGCGAAAUCCGACCAUAACCAAAUGACGUACAUAGAAGUUAUAGUAACCGGUUGUGAGUUGAGGAAUAAUAAUUGUUCAAAAGAUGUGGUGAUGGUUUCUAAAAACACAAAUGUCAAUAAAACGCCUAACAAUUUCAGUAAAAGCACAAUCCCUAUUAAUGAAUUCACUACUAAAGCUACUCGAAGCAUAUCUGUCGCGAGCACGUCGCAUUUCGUAACAUUCUUCCCGAUGUUAACGUCGACGCCGAUUCCUCCCAAACUCCUUCGAGUAACUAGAAACUCCAGGACUAAUAGCGAUCAUGCAUCUAACCAUACACGUAUAACAAAAACUCUAUCUACACCAGCCACCGCUGGUUCCACUACUACUAAUCACCUCAAACUUGCUCCUAGUUCUACUGAAAUUGGACGUAGACGUCGAGGACAGGACUUACCUCGUCGCAAUUCUCAAACGGAUUUUAUAAAUCGGCCAACAAUUGAAUCUGAAACGCACGGCCAUGCCAUCAAAGGAGAUAAGUUGCGAUUGAAAUGUUCCGUUGACGUACGUCCUUCAGUACAGUUCUCAAUUAAUUGGACUUUACCAAACGCUAAUGCAGCAAUGAUGGAAGGACGAGCAUUUGUUACGGAUACUACAAAAACAACAAAUAACAACACCAUUGAAUUAGAAACUGGUCAAAAUGAACUGACGAUUUUCAAUGUUAGCGAAAAAGAUGCGGGAUAUUAUACGUGCGGUGUUCUAGACCAUUCAUUGAAUCGUAAUAAUGAAUCUAUGUAUGUUAGAAUUUUAGACCCACAGGAAAGUUAUAUCAACAUGAGUGAACCCAGCAAUCACUAUACAAUUGAAACAGCCCGUAGGAAGCGCCGGACAAAAAUGCUUGUGAAAUACAAAGCGUAUCCCAUACCGAAAUUUACCUGGUACAACAAUGAAGGUGUAGAAAUCAAUCCGAAGGGACCUGCUAAAGACGAAGCCGGCGACAAAUACAAAAUCACAAUGACUGCGGACAGUAUUUUACUGGAAAUCCAUAAUAUCGAACUUAAAGACACGGGAAAAUACGUUCUAAAAGCGUAUAAUGAUCAUGUCGUGAAACAAGUGGAGUUCCAGUUAUAUAUAAGAGAUCAGCCAGCCGUGCAAAUGGAAAAGGUUUACUAUGUGCAGGUUGGCGAGAAAGCCAAUUUGACGUGCAGAUGUGCAGGAUAUCCAAAACCACGAAUUUCUUGGAUGUGGAUUCCCUGCUUAAUUCGACCUAAAUGGCCGCAUUGUCCGGCAUCCAGUCCAACUCUGUUCCAGUUUAAUGAAAUAGUACCUGAGAAUCCUGAUGAGUUGGAAGAAUUAGAGAACAACAGCUUUCGCACUCUGGAAGAAACGAUUUUGACACAAAUUUCGGAAUUGAAAUUCACCCCAGAUUCGCCUGGAUUUAUCAAAUGUAUAGCAAAUAAUUCGGAAGGCCAUGACACAGCCGACACGCAAAUCCUAUUAAGUGAUCUUGAAAAUCACCCACACGAAUCGUUUUCAAUUUUUGGAAUAGAUGAGUCUCACGUGAUAGCGGCAGGGGAUGAUGUUUCUAUUAAUUGUGGAGUUCUUGCGUAUAACUACUCUGGGAACAUCGAUUGGUAUAAAGAUGAGAACCUAAUACAAACGAAUUUGGACUAUAAAGUUGAGUUUACGGAAUCUGAAUAUUCAUAUAAAAAGAAAUUGACUAUGAAAAAUAUUCAUUUUGAUAAAGCCGGACUCUACGAAUGUCGUGCAAGUCUCAUAGAUGACGACUCAACACCAGAAAGUCGAUAUAUAAACAUAACAGUUAAUGCCCCUGAAACGCCAGCUAUCACUCAUUCAAAUUUGGACGGUUCAAAAAUUGGCAAAAAACUUGGUGAAUUUCUUCAACUUGAUUGUCAACAUAAAGGUCUUCCAAAGCCAGUUAUAUCAUGGUUCAAAAAUGAUGUACCCCUCCAGUUCGGCAAAAAUGACACAAGGCGUUUUCUUAACCACGGAAAUUCGAUACUGAACAUACCAUUCAUAAAACCGGAAGACGAAGGAGUCUACAAAUGCGUUGUGACGAACCGAUUAGGAUCCGCCGAGAGAAGUGUUUCUGUAGCUAUAACAAAUUUGCCAGGGUUACGCUUAUCAGUAAUACUAGGCAUCGUUGCUUUAUUCAUAGUGCUGGUAUUGCUUAUAAUAUACCUAUGUAUACGAUUUUGCCGUGAAAAGAAGCUACGGAAAGAACUCAAAGCUGCAGGACUCGCAAACUUCGAAGAAGGUGCCGUUGAACACAUUAAUCCAGCAUUGUCACUUGACGAACAAGCAGACUUACUACCAUAUGACAGACGAUUUGAAUUCCCGAAAGAGAAAUUAAAAUUAGGAAAACAAUUAGGAGCAGGCGCGUUUGGUGUCGUCCUUAAAGCCGUUGCUGAGGGUAUUAUACCUGAAGAAAAGGAAACUACUGUUGCAGUCAAAAUGGUUAAGAAAACCGCUGACAAUGAAGUAAUGAAAGCUCUCGUAUCCGAGCUGAAAAUAAUGGUCCAUUUAGGACAGCACCUCAACGUCGUAAACCUACUGGGAGCGGUAACCAAAAAUAUUGCUAAACGAGAAGUUAUGGUUAUUGUUGAGUUUUGUCGAUUUGGAAAUGUUCAAAACUUUCUACUGAAAAAUCGUAAAAACUUCAUAAACCAAAUCAAUCCGAAAACCGAUCAAAUUGAUCCGUCAAUUAUAACGAAAGAGAUGCGAUUUUCUGGAGAUUAUGAGUAUAAUAGCCAAGGCUUGAAAUACGCUAAAUUAUCAUUCUCACACCCCCAUUUGAAUAAUAACAGCAAACCACGAGGCGACGGCAGUAUCAAUUACGUUCGAGAGUCUGGAGUGGAUUAUGUGAGUGCUAAUGUCAAUAGUGCAACAACUGAAAUGACUACAAUACCAGGUGAUGAGAGCGUCAUAUUAUCCAACAACUCUAUCCAGCCUGCAUGGCGUUCGAACUAUAAACCCGACGAACUAACUAGCAUGGAUAUCAACACAACGCAUUUAGUAAGCUGGGCUUUCCAAGUUGCUCGUGGAAUGGAUUAUUUAGCCUCUCGGAAAGUUUUGCACGGAGAUUUGGCUGCCCGUAACAUUCUACUUUGUGACGAUAAUGUCGUUAAAAUUUGUGACUUUGGCUUGGCUCGUUCAAUGUACAAAAGCGACAACUAUAAAAAACAUGGCGAAGCGCCACUUCCAAUCAAAUGGCUCGCUUUGGAGUCAAUGAGUGAUCAGAUUUUCAGUACGCACUCCGACAUUUGGUCGUUUGGUAUUGUCUUGUGGGAAUUCUUCUCACUAGCCAAAGUACCAUACCCUGGAAUGGAUGCAAAUGAAAGUCUAUAUCUUAAGUUGAAGGAUGGAUAUAGAAUGGAAAAGCCAGAAUAUGCCAAUCAAGAACUCUACGAUAUUAUGCUGGAAUGCUGGAGCACGAACCCAGAAAUGCGACCACCUUUCGGUGAAUUGGAGAGAAGAUUCGCGAAGAUGUUAGGAGACGAUAUCACCAACCAUUACUUAGACCUAAAUGAUCCUUAUUUGAAAAUGAACUCGGAGUACUGCAAAACCGGUGGAACCGAUUAUCUGGCUCUAAUGGGAUGUCCUGAAGAGGCCGCGCCACAAGCACCACGAUACGUUAACGGGAAAUUAAUUGCUGAACUAGAAUCGCAUCUCUUACUUUCAGCUGCAAAUGCUUCUACAGACGCCGACUACGUGCAAAUGAAUCCAAAAUCUGGGAACGCCAUAUUCAGCCCACGUCCACAAGAUGACUACGUACGGCCCGAACACUUUGUGUUCCCGACUCCUAUUUCACCGACGAUUUCGAAUAAUCUCGAUAGUCCGUCUUCGAAGAACCGUAGGAAGGGCGUAAUCCCAGAAGAAGUGCCGAUGCUCAAUCGAAGUGCAGGUUCUGAUUCGGAAGCAGAACUUAGCCCCGAUGUCAUCCCCUCACCUUCCAAACAGUUUUCAAGUCUUAACAAAGUGCCCGAUUCCAGUUUAGGGAAAGUUGGCAAUGAUAACUAUAUAAACGCUAAAAACAGUGAUAUAAACAGAAUCAGAACCAAAGAUGCAUUUAGCAACCCCGAAUAUCUGAUGUUGGAUAAUGUGAACGAAAAGCGAAAGUGAGGAACGUGCUACUUACCACGAAUAUAAUCGGGGAUUGCAGCCGCGGUUCGUUCGAUUCCUUCAGAGGAACGAAAAGUGAUCGGUGGGAUAGGGUUGAAGCGGAGCACUUACUAAUUGUUCACAAUACAUUCGAAUCUAAGCCAUUGUAAUGUGUAUAAGACUUAUAUUAGUAUAAACCGAAUAUUUUGUUUUAUACGUUUUUAUAUUUUUAAGGUAAGCUUACGGAAUAUUAUAUUAUGUAUCGAAUACUAAGAGUAAAUGACUUCGAAUGCUUUAAUGUUAAAUGUGAAAGUGAAAAUAUACUUAAAACAUAAAUUACAACUAGCAAGGUUUACUGUACAAAUCUAAGUUAUUUUAUUAAAUGAUAUUUUAAGAAAA